AUGCUCGUUGACGAUUGUGGUGCGAAUGUGAACCAGGUUGGAGGAGUGUACGGUACUGCAUUGCAGAUCGCUGCGGAAGCAGAGUUCGAGAGUACGUUGAACUUGCUAUUGAGCAAAGGCGCCGAUCCGAAUGGGGUUGCAGGGUACCAUGGGACAGCUUUGCAAGCAGCUGCUUGGAGAGGAUGGUAUGAGGGUAUAGAGAUACUGCUUGCCUAUGGAGCCGAGAUCGGCAUUCAAGGUGGCGCUCGCGGGAAUGCAAUUAGAGCUGCUGAGGAGGUAUUUGAUCCUGAGGUCGCGACUAUGUUGAGCAGGAUAUUGGCCCGCCGGCAGGCGCGAUUGUAG
Molecule: messenger RNA, 342 nt
Organism: Fulvia fulva
Lineage: Eukaryota; Fungi; Ascomycota; Dothideomycetes; Mycosphaerellales; Mycosphaerellaceae
Exons: 1
Coding region: 1-342 (113 amino acids)
Molecular function (GO): protein binding
Source: RefSeq, a predicted model, not a curated record